GAGGCCUGUUGAGCUCGACGUUUUUUAAGAAAAUCCUCCCAUCAAGAAAAGGCUACAUAAAUAUACAAAGAUGGGUUCUACAAAUGCAAUGCUCACACAACUGAUACAAGACGCUGUGUUGAAAUUAUGCACGCAGAAUGUAGUGUUCAAUAAAUCUUUGGAGAUCGAUGGGAUUAUAUGUGUAUCUCCUGGUGAUGAAGCUAAAGAGAUUGUUGUAAAAAUGCACCGAACAAUAAUGAAACCAAAUCCAGUGCAAGAGACAUUUAACAAUGCAUCUGAUUGGUCAUCUAAUAUGUACUCCAAUAGUCGAUCUCCUAGACAACCACAAGAUCCUCCCCCUUUCCGACAACGCCCACCUAUUCAACAACAGAGACUACCAAAAGUUAGAAACAAUAUAGAAAAUACAAUGUCAACCCCAGAUCAAAAUACUUCAACCACUUUUAAUACAUCUCACCAAGCUACAGGUGUUCCAUCAGCAACCUUAGACACCCCAGGUGGAGUGGUGGGAACUUCUGAAAAUGUCCCUUGUAUAAAAGAGGAACCAGCAUUUACUUCUUCCCCAAAAAGCUUAAAACGAUCUAUCUCCGGAUCUGAAGAUCAAGACGCUCCCGACCAUUCUGCUGAUAAACAACGCAAACUUGAACAAAAUACUGACACUACUGAUAACCAAAACAUGGAAAAUAUAAACAUUAAGCAAGAAAAAGAAGAACCUAUAACUAUUGAACUAGGGGAUGAUGAUGAUGAGGAAGAGGAUGGGGGAGGG
Messenger RNA from Owenia fusiformis, 763 nucleotides. The record is from the annotation of a GenBank genome assembly. Lineage: Eukaryota; Metazoa; Annelida; Polychaeta; Sabellida; Oweniidae.